This is a messenger RNA of Amaranthus tricolor (Joseph's coat), 2311 nucleotides long. RefSeq names its product LRR receptor-like serine/threonine-protein kinase RGI5. Bases 228 to 2138 code for a protein of 636 amino acids. The transcript has a single exon. The record is from RefSeq and is a predicted model, not a curated record. Lineage: Eukaryota; Viridiplantae; Streptophyta; Magnoliopsida; Caryophyllales; Amaranthaceae. Gene Ontology annotation, molecular function: protein binding.
AGUAAAUUCAUUAAAAAACAGAAAGAUGAUACGAUAAUGACAACUUUUAAGGAUCGGCUUGUACAUGCCUUUCUUGACCAGAUUUUUCAACGGGCAGCACACCACCCACUAUCAUCAAUGACGUAGACAUAUUAUUGUACGCAAAUAAAGUCAUAAUUCCCGUCCCACAAGGCAUUAUAAAAAGGAACAAUCCACCAAUAAUUCGUAUCACAUUUAUUUUUUCAAUCAUGCGAACAUUCAAAAUUCCUUUUAGUCUCAUUUCCAUCCUCAUCUUAGCUAAUAUAUUCUCCCUUAACUUGGUUGAACCAUGCAAUACCAUCGACAAAGAAGCAUUGCUUGAUUUCAAGCGUCGAAUCACCGACGAUCCAUCCCAACUCCUCAAGACAUGGGUGGCUAGCACCGAUUGUUGCACAUCAUGGGCCGGUGUUGAUUGUGAUCGUGUUACAGGUCGAGUUGUUAAUGUCUCGAUGUCAGGUCUCCAAUCUGGCGAUGAUUUUAUUCUAGAUACCUCUAUGUCAGGUACACUCUCGCCUUUCUUGGGUAACCUUACCUAUCUCCAACUCCUAGAUUUUAGCAAUAAUAAAGAGCUUAGUGGUCCAAUUCCAUCCCAACUAGGCAAAUUGUCACAUUUGACCCUUCUAUUUUUAGACACAAAUAAGCUAAAUGGUUCAAUACCCACUUCAUUAAGUAACCUCCAUAAGCUAAAAAAACUUUACCUAAGUGAUAAUAAACUCUCCGGCUCCAUACCCAUUUCUUUAUUUCAAUCAAUGCCUUCUCUAUCAGAAUUAGGCUUAUCGGGAAACCAACUUUCCGGUCCAAUUCCAACCUCGAUCGAAACCCUAAUUGCUCUUACUAAACUUGAUCUAAAUACCAAUAAUCUAACCGGUAAAAUCCCAUUUGGUAUUGGUAAAUUAAAAAGCCUAACACACAUUGAUUUUUCUAUGAAUAACAUUCAAGGAAGUAUCCCAAAUUCUAUAGGUGAACUAUCCCAAUUAAAUACUUUAUACCUAAAUGAUAACAAACUUUUUGGACCUAUCCCAUCAUCAAUAGGUAAACUUAUUUCCUUGCAAUUUCUUCGGCUUUGGAACAAUAAACUUUCCGGUGUUUUACCAAAUUCAAUCGGAAACCUUCAUCAAAUCCAAAGAAUGUACAUAGACAACAACAUGAUAACUGGAAAAUUGCCUUCCAGUAUCGGAAAUCUUGGUACAUUAACUGAUUUAUCCAUGACAAACAAUCAUUUUGUGGGUAAAAUCCCAGAAAGUUUUGGCAAUCUUAAGAAUCUUACAUUGCUCGAUUUGUCUGGAAAUCAGCUAAUUGGACCAAUCCCAACUCAAUUAGGUCAACUAAAACUGUUACAAAUACUCGGAUUAUCCUAUAACCCGUUUAAAUUGGGGACAAUACCUGAUUGGAUCUUCUCGAAUCUAACCCUUUUCGAGCUUAAUUUAGCGGGAACAGGGCUUAAAGGGCAGCUUCCUCGAUGGUUAUCUUCGUCAACAGUAACAAAGCUUGAUCUGUCGAGCAAUGAAUUUACGGGGAAAUUGCCUUCAUGGAUUGGGAACAUGAGUGGUUUAUGGUUCUUCAACAUAUCCAACAAUGGAUUUGAUUCCGCCAUUCCUGACGAAUUCAAGAAUCUUACAUCGAUUCAGAAUCUGGAUCUUCAUUCGAACAAGUUUUCUGGAUCUUUGGAAGUGAUUUUCACACAAGGGUCUUACACAAACAUCGAUUUAUCAAACAAUAUGUUUAGAGGUGGGCUCGAUGUGGAUCUAGGUAACAAUCCUGCUUUGAAUUCGAUCAAUUCCUUGAUCUUAUCGAAUAACCCAUUGGGAGGAUCCAUACCCGAAUCGAUUGGGAACUUGACCCAGUUGCAGGUCCUAGAAAUGGAGGGUAAUGGAUUAUCAGGAAAAAUUCCUGAAGAAAUUGGGGAUGCUAAACAAUUAACGACUAUAUUGUUGUCGAAGAAUAGAUUGAGUGGGAGUAUUCCAAGAAGUGUUUUGAAUUUGGAAAAUCUGGAAGUUUUGGAUGUGUCAAUGAAUAGACUUAGUGGAGAAAUUCCUCCACACAAGGCUAAUAUUCCUGCUUCUGCAUUUGAUGGUAAUGAUGGAUUGUGUGGGGCUCCACUCCCUACUUGUAGUAGUUGAGUUUCGGUAAGAUAAUUUUUAUUUAUUAUUAUUUUUUUUUGUUAAUUCAUGAACUUUAUUUGGUUGUAACUUAGAAUAUUAUACUUGUCAAAUGUAAUUGUUUUCGAUUGCGUACAAAUAAUCAUGAAAUAUAGGAGGUACUUGAAUAUUUCGAUGUACUCCCUUUAUUUUUA